Molecule: messenger RNA, 2046 nt
Organism: Agrilus planipennis (emerald ash borer)
Lineage: Eukaryota; Metazoa; Arthropoda; Insecta; Coleoptera; Buprestidae
Product: protein Wnt-5b
Exons: 6
Coding region: 14-1132 (372 amino acids)
Biological process (GO): canonical Wnt signaling pathway; neuron differentiation; multicellular organism development
Cellular component (GO): extracellular region
Molecular function (GO): frizzled binding; cytokine activity
Source: RefSeq, a predicted model, not a curated record
GUCCCAUGCAGAAAUGCCUGGAAAAAAAGCACGAAGAUUUUGGCCCUGGAAUUUCCGAGCAAUUUCUUGCUUAUUUGGACUCGCAAUGGUACAAUAUGCUUUAGGCGGUGGAAGAAGGUCCAUAUCAAAUGGAAGUUGGAUGCGGUUGGGACUUACAAUUGGAGAAAUGUUCAAAAACGGCGAAAUCAUCGAAUGCUCUAAAUUGCCAGGCCUUAGUUUAGGACAAAGUCGUAUUUGCGAAUUGUAUAAGGAUCACAUGACCGCUGUUAGUUCAGGAGCACAUCAAACUCUUUUAGAAUGCAGACAUCAACUGCAAGACAGACGAUGGAAUUGCUCAGUUUUAGACGACGUUACUGUCUUUGGACCAGUAACACAAAUUGCGAGUCGGGAGACGGCCUUCGUACACGCACUUGCUGCGGCAGGAGUCAGUCACGCUGUGUCCAGAGCUUGCCGCGAUGGACAACUGCAGAGCUGUGGGUGUUCAAGGAUGGGCCGACCUAAAGACCUGCGGAAGGACUGGGUCUGGGGCGGCUGUGGUGACAAUCUUGAAUACGGAUACAAAUUCACACAAGGUUUUGUGGACGUUAGAGAACGCGAACGAAAAUACAAGAGGGGUUCAAAAGAACAAGGUCGAUCACUCAUGAAUCUGCAUAAUAACGAAGCUGGCAGAAGGGCAGUAAUAAAGAAAUCAAGAGUCACAUGUAAAUGUCACGGUGUAUCGGGGUCCUGUUCCUUAAUUACCUGUUGGCAACAAUUAGCAAAUUUUAGAGAAGUCGGAGAUUAUUUACGCGACAAAUACGACGGUGCAACGGAAGUUCGUGUAAAUAAACGAGGAAAACUUCAGAUUCGCGACGCGAGAUUUCGUCUUCCGACUGCAAACGAUUUAUUGUAUUUGGAAGACUCGCCGAACUAUUGUCUUAGAAAUUUGUCGGUUGGCUCCUUAGGAACCCAAGGACGAACGUGCAACAGGACGUCGCAGGACUUGGACGGUUGCAAUCUCCUUUGUUGCGGAAGAGGGUAUAAUACAAUGAGGACAGUUCUGAAGGAAAGAUGCCACUGUAAGUUCAAAUGGUGUUGUGAAGUGCAGUGCAAGACGUGUAUAAAAGCGGUAGAAAUGCACACCUGCAAAUGAAACAAGAAAUCUCAUUUUGUAAGUAUUGUAAAUAGGAAAUUGUUGUUUUCGAAAAACAAAUUACGUUCAAAUAUUUAUUUUAAUGUCAGAAUUAGUACAAGACAAAAUACCUUCUAAGUUCUUAUUAUGAAAAUGGAGUUGAGUAUUUAAUAUAUCAUAUCACUUUUUCAUCUAAUUUACUACAAUUGUUCGACUGCAAAUCAUACAUAAAAUAUGUGACAAUCUAAAAAUCACCCUAUUAGUUAUUUCAAAAGUUGGUCAAGUUUAGGUACUCUUCAGUACAAAUAAUAGUGUUUCGUUUAGAAUUAUUGUUUUAAUUAAUUUCAGAAUUUGAAAGUGAUUGGAAUAUUGAGAAAUGAAAUAUUUUCGUAUUUUUAACAUACUUUGUAUAGAUUUUUGGUGUUCGGAAAUUCAAAAACGAAUGAAAUUGUUUCGAAUAUGUUGAUCAUUGCCAAGAAUGCAUACGAUACUACUAAGAACUAAAGGGUGGCAUAUUUAGCGUGUUCUACGGAAGCUCAGUGUUCAUUUAUCAAAGUUUCCGUUUCCUAUUAAUUUUAUGAAAAUAUAGGGGGCAAUGUGUCUUGUACGUUUUCUGGUGCUACAGUAUUUAUAAAUCAUAAUCAUAAUGUGCAUCAACUUCUGGGUAGUUUUUGCGUAAAUGAUACACAUUAAAAACGAAUAAAAGUGUCUAUUUUAAACAAAAAACGGAACGUUUUGUAAUUAUUGAUAAUACAAAUAGUACAAAUCAUCUUAAGCACAGAUUAUUUUUACUUUUACGAUCAAUGCAAAGUCUGGCUCCUUAUUAUUAAUUUAUUUGAUCGUCAUUCAAUUAACAAAUGACAUUAUUAUUUGAUCGUUCCUCGAUAUUGUAUUACAUCAAAUCUUUUUGACAUACCGUAGAAGCUGUUUCGGUA